This is a messenger RNA of Hemisphaericaspora subhashii, 4692 nucleotides long. It is a transcript of the gene YCF1, whose product is annotated as ATP-binding cassette glutathione S-conjugate transporter. Gene Ontology annotation, molecular function: bilirubin transmembrane transporter activity; ABC-type transporter activity; ATP hydrolysis activity. Bases 1 to 4692 code for a protein of 1563 amino acids. Gene Ontology annotation, biological process: transmembrane transport. NCBI's taxonomy places the organism in Eukaryota, Fungi, Ascomycota, Pichiomycetes, Serinales, Debaryomycetaceae. The transcript has a single exon. Gene Ontology annotation, cellular component: membrane. The record is from RefSeq and is a predicted model, not a curated record.
AUGGAACAGAUCGAAGUAUUAUCUUCAGGAUCAACUCCUGGGGGGAGUCAUCAAUGGGAUUCAUUCAAUCCAAUGUUACUAUCAAAUACAAUCAAUGAUUUGAUUCUUACACAAUCAAAAGACAACGCGUCAACACCAUUCGUUAAUACCAGUUGGUUUGGUUGUAAUUCUAAAGAAGAUGGUUGGGGUCCAUUAUCUCCAACUUAUAACGAUUUGACCCCGUGUUUCUUACAAGGUGUCUUAUUUGCUUUUGCUUCAACUUCGAUGAUUUUAGUUGGGAUUUAUCAAUUAAUUUAUUUAAGAAAUAAGAAAAUUACUAUUGGUAAUAGAACUGGAUAUAAUUUUUAUAUUAAAUUAUUAUUGGUGCUAUUACAAUUUAUCUUUCAAAUUGUAUUGGCUGCUUCAUAUGGUCAAGUUGGUAUUAUUAGAUUGGCAUUGAUUUUAAAUGUGAUUGCAAAUGCAGUUGCAUUUGGAAUUCAUUAUUUAGAACAAUUUAAAUCAAAUAUUCCAAAUGGAGUUUUGUUAUUUUAUUGGCUUUUCCAAAUCUUGUUCAAUUUAGGAAGAAUUACUAAUUUGCAUUUAAGACAUGUAUUGAAUAAUGUCUUUGGAAUUUUUAUCAUUUUAUCAACUGUGAACUCAUUCAUCAUUUUGAUUAUUGAGAUUGUUAUUCCAAUUCAACCAAUUUCUACUAAAAAACUCAUACAUGAUUCGCCUUAUGACAGAGCAAAUGUAUUCUCAAGAAUUACGUUUGACUGGAUGGCAGGAUUAAUGAAGAAAGGUUAUGUUCAAUUUUUAACUGAACGUGAUUUACCACUCUUACCUAAGAAAUUACGUGCUUCAACUACAUCUAACGCUUUUGAUCAUUAUUGGAAUUCUCAAAAUGCCCAAAAGCCUUCAUUGACUUUAGCAAUUGCUAAAGCAUUUGGUGCUCAAUUUAUGAUGGGUGGUAUAUUUAAAGGAUUACAAGAUAUGUUGGCAUUUGUUCAACCUCAAUUAUUAAGAUUAUUAAUUAAGUUUGUUAGUGAUUACGUGGAUUCCGCUAAAGCGGGAAAUCCAAUUCCAUUAACCCGUGGGUUCUUGAUUGCAAUCUCGAUGUUUAUUGUCUCUGUUGUUCAAACAGCUUGUUUACAUCAAUAUUUCGAAAGAGUUUUUGAAUUAGGUAUGAAAAUUAAAUCAAGUUUGACUUCAGUAUUAUUUAGCAAAUCAUUAGUAUUAUCUAAUGAAGCAAGACAAGAAGCUUCUACUGGUGAUAUUGUUAACUUGAUGUCUGUCGAUGUUCAAAGAUUACAAGAUUUAGUUCAGAAUUUACAAAUUAUUUGGUCAGGUCCAUUCCAAAUCGUUUUAUGUUUAGUCUCAUUACAUGGUUUAAUUGGUAAUUCAAUGUGGGCAGGUGUCGCAAUUAUGAUCAUUAUGAUUCCUUUGAAUGGUGCAAUUGCCCGUGUUCAAAAACGUUUACAGAAGACUCAAAUGACUUUCAAAGAUGAAAGAUCAAGAUUAAUUAAUGAAAUCUUAAACAAUAUUAAAUCUUUGAAAUUAUAUGGUUGGGAAAGUCCAUAUUUGGCUAGAUUACAACACGUUAGAAAUGAUAAAGAAUUACAUAAUUUGAAAAAAAUGGGUAUCUUUAUGGCAUUCACAAAUUUCACUUGGAAUCUAGCUCCAUUUUUAGUUUCAUGUUGUACAUUUGCCGUCUAUGUUUGGACUCAAGAUAAGAGUUUAUCCACUGAUUUAGUCUUCCCAGCUUUAGCUUUGUUUAAUUUAUUAUCAUUCCCAUUAGCUGUUGUUCCUAUGGUUAUAACCAAUAUUGUUGAAGCACAAGUUGCAAUUGGAAGAUUAACCAAAUUCUUAACCGGAGCCGAAUUACAAGCUGAUGCAGUUGUCAGAUUACCAAAAGCUAAGAAAGUCGGAGAUGAUUCUGUUUCAAUCACCAAUGGUACAUUCUUAUGGUCCAAAGCUAAAGGAGAACAAAAUUAUAAAGUUGCAUUAUCAAAUAUAAAUUUAGUCGCCAAAAAGGGAGAAUUGGAUUGUAUUGUUGGUCGUGUCGGUAGUGGUAAAUCAUCAAUCAUUCAAGCUAUUCUUGGAGAUUUAUAUAAAUUGGAUGGUGAUGUUAAAGUUCACGGUAAAGUCGCUUAUGUUUCCCAAGUUCCUUGGAUCAUGAAUGGAACUGUUAGAGAAAAUAUUUUGUUUGGACAUAAAUAUGAUCCAGAAUUUUAUCGUCAUGUUAUUAAAGCAUGUGCUUUGAAUGUUGAUUUAGGUAUUUUACCAAAGGGUGAUAAAACCGAAGUUGGUGAAAAGGGUAUUUCCUUAUCUGGUGGUCAAAAGGCAAGAUUAUCAUUAGCUAGAGCUGUUUAUGCCCGUGCUGAUGUUUAUUUGUUAGAUGAUCCUUUAAGUGCCGUGGAUGAACAUGUUGGUAGACAUUUGACGGAUCAUGUAUUGGGACCUCAUGGGUUAUUGAAAACUAAAUGUAGAAUCUUAUCUACUAAUAAUAUCAAGGUUUUGAGUAUUGCUGAUAGUGUUCAUAUGGUUAGUGAUGGUAGAUUAAUUGAACUGGGUACUUAUGAUGAUAUUAUAAAACAAGAAAAUUCAAAGAUUAGACAAUUGAUUGAAAGUUUCGGUAAGAAGAGAGAAGAAUCCCCAAGUCCAAGUGAUGAAGCUGCCGCUGCUGCUGCCCGUAAAAAGACAACCACUGAAGGUGAACUUGAAGAAGUUAAGGCUUGUGAUGAAAUUAAUCCACAAGAUUUAGAUUCCGAUUCUGAUUUUGAUUGUGGUAGUUUAAGAAGAGCAAGUGAUGUCUCCCUUGAUGAAGAAGAAGCCAAUAUUGAACAAGAAGAAGAGGAUGAAGAUACUAAGGCAAGAAAAGAACAUCUUGAACAAGGUAAAGUUAAAUGGGACGUUUAUCGUGAAUAUGCCAAAGCAUGUAAUCCAUAUAAUGUGCUUGUGUUCUUAUUCUUUGCUCUUUCUUCGUUUGUUAUUAAUGUUGCAUCUAAUUUCUGGUUGAAGCAUUGGUCCGAAAUUAAUACUAAAUAUGGUUACAAUCCAAAUAUUGUUAAAUACUUGGGAGUUUACUUUUUGUUGGGUAUUGGAUUUUCACUUUCUUCAUUGAUUCAAAAUUGUUUCCUUUGGAUUUUCUGUACUAUUCAUGGAUCUAAGAAAUUACACAAUUCAAUGGCUGUUAGUGUUUUACGUGCUCCAAUGACAUUUUUUGAAACUACUCCAAUUGGAAGAAUUUUGAAUAGAUUUUCCAAUGAUAUUUAUAAAGUUGAUGAAAUUUUAGGAAGAGUUUUCAAUAUGUUCUUCAGUAAUGCCAUUAAAGUCUUUUUAACAAUUGUUAUUAUUUGUUUUUCAACUUGGCCAUUUAUUUUCCUUGUUGUACCAUUAGGUGUGUUAUAUAUUUAUUACCAACAAUAUUAUUUACGUACUUCUCGUGAAUUAAGAAGAUUAGACUCAGUUUCCAGAUCACCAAUUUUUGCCAAUUUCCAAGAAUCUUUAGUUGGUGUUUCUAUAAUCAGAGCUUAUGCCAAAGAAGAUAGAUUCAAAUACAUGAAUCAAAUAAGAGUUGAUAGAAAUAUGGCUGCUUAUCAUCCAGCGGUGAAUGCUAAUAGAUGGUUAGCUGUGAGAUUGGAAUUCUUAGGAUCGAUUAUUAUUUUGGGUGCAGCAGGAUUUUCUAUUUUGACAUUAAAAUCAGGUAAUUUAACCCCUGGGUUAGUUGGUUUAUCAGUUUCUUAUGCAUUACAAAUCACUCAAUCAUUGAAUUGGAUUGUUAGAAUGACAGUUGAAGUUGAAACCAAUAUUGUUUCCGUGGAAAGAAUUUUAGAAUAUUCGAGAUUGACUCCAGAAGCUCCAGAAAUCAUUGAAGACCAUCGUCCACCUCAAGACUGGCCACAACAAGGUGAGAUCAAAUUUGAAAAUUAUUCAACCAAGUAUAGACCAGAAUUGGAUUUGGUAUUGAAAGAUAUUAACUUGGAUAUUAAACCUCGUGAAAAGGUUGGUAUUGUUGGUAGAACAGGAGCUGGUAAAUCUUCAAUUACAUUAGCUUUAUUUAGAAUUAUUGAAAAAUACGGAGGACUGAUUGUUAUUGAUGGUAUUGAUACUUCAACUAUUGGAUUAUAUGAUUUAAGACAUAAGCUUUCGAUUAUCCCUCAAGAUUCUCAAGUAUUUGAAGGUACUAUUAGAUCUAAUUUGGAUCCAACUGAUGAAUACAGCGAUGAUCAAAUCUGGAAAGUAUUAGAAUUAUCUCAUUUGAAAGAUCAUGUCAUUAAGAUGUAUGAAGAAGAUAAUGAAAAGGAAGAAUUGGAAAAUGCUUUACAUGUUAAGAUAUCUGAAGGUGGAUCUAAUUUAUCCACUGGACAACGUCAAUUAAUGUGUUUAGGUAGAGUCUUAUUGAAAUUGGAACAUUCUAAUAUUUUAGUAUUAGAUGAAGCCACAGCUGCUGUUGAUGUUGAAACCGAUCAAAUUUUACAAGAGACAAUUAGAAGUGAAUUUAAAGAUAAGACAAUUAUUACCAUUGCUCAUAGAUUAAAUACUAUCUUAGAUUCCGAUAGGAUUUUAGUAUUGGACAAGGGACAAGUUGCAGAAUUUGAUACUCCAGCUACUUUAUUAAAGAACAAGGAUUCAUUGUUCUAUUCAUUAUGUAAACAAGGUGGAUUUGUUCAUGAUGAUGAUGAAGAAGCAGUACAAUUGUUAUUACAAGAAUAA